Molecule: messenger RNA, 378 nt
Organism: Serpula lacrymans var. lacrymans S7.9
Lineage: Eukaryota; Fungi; Basidiomycota; Agaricomycetes; Boletales; Serpulaceae
Exons: 3
Coding region: 1-378 (125 amino acids)
Source: RefSeq, a predicted model, not a curated record
AUGGACAUCAUUUUGGGAGGACAAUACAUGCAUUUUGUAAUGUGCAAAGCCUUCUUGAAAAUGCCAUUGAAAGAAUGGCAUCAGAUGAACCUGACAACAGCUUACCUGCAGAGGACAGGGCGAAGCAACAUAUAUUCAAGGGCAGAGCAACAUAUAUUCAAGGAAUUAUUGAAGCUUGUCCCAAGCUUGGAGAGGCAUCUCAUGGGUCCAGAAACUACAGAAGAAGACAUAAUAAUGGUUGCAGAUAUGAUCCAGAAAGGUGCAAAUGGGGCCAGAUCUGACAAUACUAAGAGUCUCAAAUCCGCUGUAAUUGACUGGAUUACUCCCAGAGGACAGACUCUUUCUCCUCACAUAUAUUGCAACGUCAAAGCAAAUUGA